AUGGAAUCCUCUUCUGCUGAUUCCGCCGAUUUGGCAACCGCUUUGGCAACCGCCACUCAGACUCAGACUCCGGCUCAGGCCGCUGGCAACGUCGAGGGCCAUCACGACGCAGAUGGCUUCUCAACCUCUACCAUGGUACUUACGGCUCUUUGUGUAAUUCCCGUCGUCGCCAUUGCAGCUGCAACGCACCAUGCUCGCAGCAGGAACGCCACCGACCACGGCCGCUUUAUGACGGGCCUUCGCAUUUUUGCCUUUACCUUUGGCUUCAUUGUCAUCGCCAUCUUUGCUCUCCCCAUCUUCUUCUUACAUUACGUCGACAAGCCCGCUGGAGAUGUGGAAGGUGCCACCGACACCUUCUGCGACGUCUCUGAUCUCGAUAUUGAUGCCGGUUCCGAUAAUGACGAUGAUGACGAACUUGCAUUGCGUCCUGGCGAGGUUGGCGCUCCGACAGACGACUUUGUCGCCGGUCAGUGCACCCCUGAGGAGGGAUAUACGCCGGAUAGAAGCGCGAUGAACCAGUUGGUGAAGGAGAAGCUGGCAGAGAUGAAGAGAAGCCAAGAAAAGUGAAGGGAGAAUAAGGGAAGAAUAGGAGGAAGAGUAUGCGAUGCUAUUACCGAAUCUAGAAGGAAAGGUAGCAAGCAGGCACUCAAGUCUCAGACGAGGUUGGACUCUCCUAUUGGAAAGGCAAAUGCUUUUCUAGGCACGAACAUUGCGUUGAUCUUUUUUUCUUAUGUAGCUUUUUCACAAGGCUAAUAUGCCUGUCUACCUGAGUUAAUGGUUCUUUGAUUUCAUGAAUAAAACCGACUGGUUAAGGGGUUCGCAAGGGGAACGCGCGUUGUAUUUACAAUCGGCACGCCAUGAUAAUAUGGACGUGGAGGACGUGGACAUGGACAUGGACAUGGACAUAGCUCCUUUCUUUAAUAAUGAUUUCUGCGUAAUGAAUUGAUUCUCACUCUUUUA
Molecule: messenger RNA, 960 nt
Organism: Daldinia caldariorum
Lineage: Eukaryota; Fungi; Ascomycota; Sordariomycetes; Xylariales; Hypoxylaceae
Exons: 2
Coding region: 1-567 (188 amino acids)
Source: RefSeq, a predicted model, not a curated record